This is a messenger RNA of Strongylus vulgaris, 336 nucleotides long. The record is from the annotation of a GenBank genome assembly. NCBI's taxonomy places the organism in Eukaryota, Metazoa, Nematoda, Chromadorea, Rhabditida, Strongylidae.
AUGCUGGAUAAAAGUGGAAAGCUGAACUGCGAGGACGACCAUUACAUGAAAUUCUGUUGUGGCACUUGCAGAUCAUUGAGCCAGCAAGGGAACGGUAAACCACCCUCCAGUGAGAUAACAACAACAAAGCCACUCGCCUUUAAGUCUCUUCCACCAGGAUAUACAUCGACACCUUCACAUCAUCGUUGUACUGAUAAGGAAGGUCAAGAGAAGUGUGAAGAACUUGCCAGAUAUAACAAACUCAACUGCGAUGAACUCGACGAUGUUGCCCGUUGUUGUGCCACGUGCAAUGCUAUUAUCGAUUAUCUUGAGACUAUGAUAUCUCACAAAGCUUGA